This is a messenger RNA of Paraphaeosphaeria sporulosa, 2400 nucleotides long. Its product is annotated as alpha-1,2-mannosidase family protein-like protein. The record is from RefSeq and is a predicted model, not a curated record. NCBI's taxonomy places the organism in Eukaryota, Fungi, Ascomycota, Dothideomycetes, Pleosporales, Didymosphaeriaceae. The transcript has 3 exons. Bases 1 to 2400 code for a protein of 799 amino acids. Gene Ontology annotation, molecular function: carbohydrate binding; peptide-N4-(N-acetyl-beta-glucosaminyl)asparagine amidase activity. Gene Ontology annotation, cellular component: cytosol; nucleus. Gene Ontology annotation, biological process: protein quality control for misfolded or incompletely synthesized proteins; glycoprotein catabolic process; carbohydrate metabolic process.
AUGAGACCUGCAACCAUUGUCAUUGCGGCGUCAAUAGGCGUAUGCAACGCGCUCAGCCAGAAGGACUACACGCAGCAUGUGAACCUUUUCAUCGGAACAGAAGGUCCUGUCGCUGGAAGUGCGUACAGCGCUGGAAAUGUCUUCCCUGGUGCAACACUUCCAUUCGGUGCAGCAAAGGUCGGCAUUGACACAACACGAUGGAACAUUUCGUUCGCUGCCAACGGUGGAUACACGCCUGACGGCAAUGUGACCGCCAUUACGAUGCUUCACGAAAGUGGCACAGGCGGCGCUCCGACUUACGGCCUUAUUCCCCAAAUGCCACUUACUACUUUAGAGGGAGUCAAUCUGCUGGACAAUAUAACAUACAUGCAGCCUCGCACAAGCCCAGAUGAGGCUUCCGUAGGUUAUUAUAAAACCCAGUUGCAGAACGGCGUGAAAGCCGAGAUGAGCUCGAGCAUGCACGCGGGGAUAAUCAAAUAUACGUAUCCAUCUGAAGUUGAAGGAAAGCACAUCCUAGUAGACCUCAGCCACUUCAUUCCGAGCGCAGGCAAGAAAGAACAAUGGUACAGCAAUGGCGAGCUUGAGAUCAGCGAUGGUGGAUCGCGGUACUCCGGGUACGGUGUAUACAGAGAAGGCUGGGGUUGGGGUGGCGACUACCGCGUGUACUUCUGCGCCCGAUUUGACACGACGCCUGUAGAAGCCCGGCUCUUCUCUGGGAAGGCGACAGAUCCGUAUUGGCCGAAUACCACAGACGUCAGACCUGUUUUUACCAACGCGACGAGCAUCCGCGGAGGCACUGUCGGCUAUCAAUAUGCUGACCGAAUUGGCGCAUUAUUCUCCUUUCCGCAGAACAGCUCAGUGGUAACUUCGAAAGUGGGUAUAUCAUGGGUCUCCGAAGACAAGGCUUGCCAGUUUCUCGAUGAGAUACCACACUGGGACCUCCAGAAGGUUCACUCAGCCGCCAAAGACCAAUGGAACUCCGAGGUCCUCUCCAAAAUCGACGUGCAUACAAGCAACCAGACACAACUGGAGAUGUUCUACACGGCUAUGUAUCACUCGCACCUGAUGCCCUCCGACCGAACAGGGGAGAAUCCGUAUUGGGAAUCCGAAGAGCCCUAUUAUGAUGACUUUUACACGCUUUGGGAUACGUUCCGAACCCUUCAUCCGCUUCUGACAUUGAUUGAACCUGAACGCCAAUCCGACAUCGUCAGAGCUAUGAUCGAUAUCUGGCGCCACGAACGCUUCAUGCCUGAGGGUCGAAGCCACAAUCACAACGGAAGAGUACAGGGCGGUUCGAAUUCGGACAACGUCCUUGCCGACGCCUACGUGAAGGGACUCAAGGGUAUCAACUGGGCUGAUGGCUAUGCCGCUAUGAAAACCAAUGCUGAGGUCCAACCGUACAACAACUUCGACUUUGAAGACCCUAGCGGGAGCACCAAGGAAGGCCGCGGCGGACUCCAGGACUGGAAAAAAUACGGUUUCGUUACCCCGGAUCGUGGACGGUGUCUCAGCAAAACCGUCGACUACGCAUUGAAUGACUUUUCACUGUCUCAGGUGGCGAGAGGUGAAGCUCCGGAAGAUGUGGCCGUGUAUCUUAAUCGUUCGGCUGGCUGGCAGAGGACUUGGAGUCACAACACCACGUCAUUGAACUUCACGGGCUUUCUGGCUCCAACGUACGGCAAUGGUAGCAUCAAGGCAUAUGACCCGCUGUCCUGCGGUGCCUGUGACUGGCAGUCUAUCAGCUACGAAGGCGUGCCCUGGGAAUACAGCUGGACAAUACCGUUCGACAUGGAGACUCUCAUAACACUGAUGGGUGGUCCGGAGAUGGCCGAGAAAAGACUUGAUACAAUGUUUAUUCCUGGCUUGACCCAAUCAAACCAGGGCGGUAACAGCGCAGGCACUACGAUAUUCAAUCCGGGCAAUGAACCGUCAUUCAUGACACCGUUCUUAUAUAAUUACUGGCCGGGAAAGCAACACAAGUCUGCAAGACUUUCCCACGACCUCGUAGACCAGUACUACAACAACGGUCGCUCAGGUAUACCGGGAAACGACGACGCAGGCGCGAUGAGCAGUUGGCUCGUGUGGAACAUGGUUGGAUUAUAUCCCGUUGCGACUCAACCAGUGUAUCUGAUUCUUGCUCCACGAUUCGAAAACACUACAGUGACACUCGGAAACAGCGGUGCUGUCCUUCGAAUCCAAACGACAGGACUUGGGAGCGGACCCUACGUGCAGAGUCUGAAGGUAAAUGGAAUCCAAUGGGACAAAAGCUGGUUGAGUCACGAAGAUCUUGUGAGAGCCGAUGGUAGUGACAGCUUGUUGGAGUUCGAGAUGGGUGCAGAGCCCGUAUCAUGGGAUUCUGGUGAUGUAGCCCCUAGCCCUGGCCAUGUAACGAUACCAUAG